CGCCCACGAGCUGGAUGUCGAACUAAACGACGAAGAAGAAGACGAAGGCAAACCAAUAAUCCUCUGAUUCCUGCUGUGACAGCUGUUGUUCUGUUGUUUGUCUUCUGGCUACAUUAAUAUAUCACCACAUUCAAAACAUUUUUAAUUUUGCGCCUUUCCAAAUUUGCAAGACAACAGCGCCAGACGGCCCGACCGGCUCGCGUUAGCUUCCCUCUUGCUGACUCUUCAACCGGCAUCAACAACAACAGCAGCUAGCUUGUUAGCCAGCUGGCGUUAGCCGAGCUGUCUCCUCGGUCGAGCUUCCCUUUGUCUUAACGAGCAAGUCAGCUAGCUGGGAUUGGUUCUCCUCUUGGUUAGCUGACACUUGCGAUUUUACUUUUUUUGUUGCCUGUCAAGAUUAAAGCAAACCAAGAUAGGCAGCUUGGGAACCAAGAUGUCGAACCGAGUGGUGUGCAGAGAAGCAAGUCAUGCCGGGAGCUGGUACUCUGCUUCGGGAUCCCAGCUGAACGCACAACUAGAAGGCUGGCUGUCCAAAGCAGAGUCUACGAUCAGACCUGCAAGAGCCAUCAUAGCGCCGCAUGCUGGGUACACCUACUGUGGUGCUUGUGCAGCACAUGCCUACAAGCAGGUUGAUCCCUCUGUUACUCGUAGGGUGUUCAUCCUGGGACCAUCACACCAUGUGCCCCUCUCCCGCUGUGCCCUGUCACCUGCAGAGAUCUAUAGAACACCUCUCUAUGACCUGAGAAUCGACCACAAGGUUUAUGCUGACCUCUGGAAAACUGGGUUGUUUGAGCGGAUGAGUCUGCAAACAGAUGAAGAUGAGCACAGUAUUGAAAUGCACUUGCCUUACACUGCUAAAGCCAUGGAGAGCCACAAAGACGAGUUCAGCAUCGUCCCGGUGCUCGUCGGGGCCCUGAGUGAGUCCAAGGAACAGGAGUAUGGGAAGCUGCUCAGCAAGUACCUGGCAGACCCUUCCAACCUUUUCAUUAUCUCAUCCGACUUCUGCCACUGGGGUCAGCGGUUCCGCUACACGUACUACGAUGAAUCUCAGGGGGAGAUCUACAGGUCUAUCGAGCAUCUUGAUAAAAUGGGGAUGGGCAUUAUUGAACAGCUGGAUCCCAUGUCUUUCACCAACUACUUGAAGAAGUACCGCAACACCAUCUGUGGGCGUCACCCGAUUGGAGUGCUGCUCAACGCUGUGGCGGAGCUGCGGAAGUCUGGUGUAGAAAUGAACUUUUCCUUCCUGAACUACGCCCAGUCCAGUGAGUGCAGGAACUGGCAGGACAGCUCCGUGAGUUACGCUGCUGGGGCCCUCAUCGCUCAUUGAGGUCAACUUCCGCCGGGGCCACUGCAGCGCCGCCGUCCGGCCCCUACUAUCUAUCUCCAUAACCCCCUCUGUUGCCCCACCCCACAGUUACACCCACUAUUUGCAGGAAGGACGUAGAAACAAAGCCAAUGUAGUCUUCUUUUGCUGUCUCUCCUCCACCUUGUUCCAUCCUCCUCUCAGUUUUAAGUGUGGUGUCUCAGAAAUUUAUGGUUGAAAUAUUUAGCUUGAAGUGCAGUUUUGAGAUAAUGGAGGUUCGACAGAUUGAAGAAUGGAAGAGCGCGUAUUAUUUUGUCUCUGAGUAAACGCUGGGAGGGCGAGAUGCUACUUGGGUUAAGUUCCGUUUGGUUUUCCUGAAAAAGCAAUGGAUUUGAGUUGUAAUAAUGCAACGGUUACAUUUGGGAUCUUGGCGAUCUCUGCUCAUGUAAUUUGCCUCAGAAAAGGAGUGAAAAUAAAAUUGCGGAUCUUAUGGAGCUUUUAAAAAUUUUGCCAGAAAGAAAAAUGGAGUAUUUUGACUAACUGCUUCAUGCUACAUGCAACUUAAACUCUGAAGAAGUGUCAUAGUUGGUGUCAAUCAUUGCUCAACACAUGCUAUUCGUUAACAAAGGGCUGCACCCAAAAAGGUCCAUUAACUCCCCUACUGUAUAAAACCAAAAAUGUUAUUAGUUUUAGUUUAUCAAAUAUAAUCUUUAUUUCAUAUUUUAUUCCUUUUAUUUCUCCCUUUAUCAGUAGUUUUUCUAGACGUGAUAGUAUUUACUCAAGUAGUUUGUAGAUUCAAACAAAAACAAAACGCGCUGUUGUCACCUAAAGCAUCAACUUCAUCUGGCCAAUAAACUUCUUCCAGAUUCCAGUCAUAUUAUUGUAGCAGGACAGAUGUGUUUUCCAGGGGGCCAGAAUCCAGUUGGAGAACUACAGCAAUGUAAUCAAAGCUGGAUAUUGUGUAAAGUAACACUGUCUUCUCUAAACCUGUUUACACUGUCCCCUUGAAUCUCUUUAGUUAAGGACCUGUCAGGAGAUUUGAGUGAACACUAUUUGUUAGACUUGUACAAAAUGUCUUUUGUUACACAUUCAGUUCUGUAAAAGCGGCAAAGCUUUUGUUUCGGUUUGACCAAAAAGUUAAAAGCUUACUUGAUCUGCUUAAGUUGUUGGAAAUGUUAUUAGAUCUGUUCGUUAGGGAUUUUAUCUUUUUCUGUUGAUAUAUUUUGAUUUAAGAAUGCCAAAAGUUAUUAGAAAUCAUUUAUUUAAAGAAUUGCUUUCCAGUUUAGUGGCCUCUGAGUGUAUAAGACUUCAGUAUCUCUCGAGGCAGCCAUUUAUCAUUUAGACACGGUAAAAAAAACAAGAUAAAAAGUGUUCUAAGAUCAGCACAAAGUCUGAAUGCUUUUCGGUCAGUUUUUAAGAAAGAGAUAGUAGUUUUAUGCUGUAGUUUGGAAUCUAUUAAAAAAAAACAUAUUUACUUGAUUAAAUGUCUAGCAUAAGGAUCACUUAGCAUACAGAAAAACUGUAUGCUAUGUGGUCCUGCUGCCUGAAAUGAUCCGAUUUCUUCUCAAAGAUUAACAAGCUACGCACAAAAGCUGAACGCAAGAACCUGAUGAUCCAUUGCGCCACUUUCGGGCUUUCAAUGGCAACACGACAGGCAGCACGUCAUGUCUGUUAUUUGAAUACAGCUGACAGGCCUUCACUGAUGCAGUCCCCUUAACGUUGGUCCGGCCCUCUCGGCAACAGAAGUGUUCUUGCACUUGGCAUUAAGCUGCAACGUCUGACUGAAAGAUGACCUCUUGACCUCUGGCGCUAAUUCAAGGGAAACUAGUAAAGCAUGACACGCUGUGCUAUUGUGCCUUUCAUCACCGUUGCACACAUACGUGUGAAGUGUAUUCUCACUUAUAGUCUUAUUGUCAUUGGUGUACUUUGGGCUUUUGUUUCCCCCCCAUGUAGCCGCCUGCUUUCCUAGUGUCCACCAAUGUGUCCAGCUCGGUGUGUGUGUGACCUGUCCCCGUCAUCUGUAGGUCAAGAAUAGCGCAAACUGUUAUCUCCUUAUCUCCAGCAGGGAGUGGUGUUUUCUUUUACGCCACCUCACCUCAUUCCUGCGGAGAGGAAAAAGCCUGAACCUCAACACUGUUGAUAUGGAUUGUUCUUUGUCUUUUUUUCGAAAUGGUUUUUCUUUUCGCUUGGAGAAUGGGAACUUACACGUCACAAACCCCAAAUAUACUACUUAACAACUCCCUUAAUGGAGUUUUUUUUAAUCUCAGGUUCCACUGACAAAGCAUCCCGAAAGGCUCUUGAGAUGAGGCCAUGGAUUCAUGUUACGAAACGAGUAAAAUGUACUGAAAAGCG
Gasterosteus aculeatus aculeatus (three-spined stickleback) is the source of this 3655-nucleotide messenger RNA. It is a transcript of the gene memo1, whose product is annotated as mediator of cell motility 1. Lineage: Eukaryota; Metazoa; Chordata; Actinopteri; Perciformes; Gasterosteidae. The record is from RefSeq and is a predicted model, not a curated record.